AGGCGCGCACGGCGGGCGCCACCGCCUCAGCAGGGGAGCGGUGCUGCCCCGGGUGUGGGUGAGUGGCGCGGCUCCCAGCCACGACGGACUGAGGGGCGCCGGACACUGGGAAAGCAGCGGGAGAGUCAGGAGGGGCCCGAGCUUCGGCUCCCGUCGUCUUGUGGCGGGCCAGGCGCGGAGCCCGGAGUAGCGAGCAACCUACACCAUCAGGCGGGAAGCCCAGGGAAGGAGCAGCGAGACGCCGGGCGUGCGGCCCAGGAGCGGCGGGGCAGCUGGAGGACAGAGUGGGAACCUCAGGACCCUGGGCCGCAGCCGCCCACGCGCGGAGGGAGCCAUACCCGAGCGUCGGCGGGGGCCGGAGCCCGGUGGGGCUCAGAAACAGGGGCGCCCCCGUGCGGAGCUGCCGGGCCGCCUGGGCGCGGCGGCCGAGGCCAUGCUCAAGCCCAAGGACCUGUGCCCCCGAGCGGGUACGCGUACCUUCCUGGAGGCCAUGCAGGCGGGCAAAGUGCACCUGGCCCGCUUUGUGCUGGAUGCGCUGGACCGCAGCAUCAUCGACUGCCGCGCGGAGCAGGGCCGCACGCCGCUCAUGGUGGCCGUGAGCUUGCCAGACCCCGCGCUGCGCGCGCGCUUUGUGCGACUACUGCUGGAGCAGGGUGCAGCAGUGAACCUGCGGGACGAGCGCGGCCGCACGGCGCUCAGCCUGGCGUGCGAGCGCGGCCACCUGGACGCCGUGCAACUGCUGGUGCAGUUCAGCGGCGACCCCGAGGCGGCCGACUCGGCGGGCAAUAGCCCGGUGAUGUGGGCGGCAGCGUGCGGCCACGGGGCGGUGCUCGAGUUCCUGGUGCGCUCUUUCCGCCGCCUCGGCCUGCGCCUCGACCGCACCAACCGGGCGGGCCACACGGCGUUGCAACUGGCCGCCGCCCGCGGCCACGGGACCUGUGUGCAGGCCCUCACCGGGCCCUGGGGCCGCGCAGCCGCCGCCGCCGCCGCCGCGGCUCGGGGCUCCAACUCCGACAGCCCCCCUGGCCGUCCGGCUCCCGCGCCCAGCCCGGAGCGCCGAAGACCCAGUCCCCGCCGCCUACCGCGGCCGCUUCUGGCGCGCUUUGCUCGAGCGGCCGGCGGCCAUGGUCACGGCGGCGAGGCUGGCUCAGGGGGUAAGGGCUUCGGUCGGCACCGGGUGCAGGGCAGCGAGCGGCCGGAGCUGGGCCGGAGCAUGAGCCUGGCGUUGGGUGCCGUGACCGAGGAGGAGGCGGCUCGACUGCGGGCGGGAGCCCUGAUGGCACAACCACACUCGCCUCAGUCUUCAGGCGUUGGGCGGUGGCGUUCGCAGGAGGUGCUGGAGGGAGCGCCCCCAACCUUAGUGCAAGCCCCUGUCGGCCUUAGCCCCCACCCCGAGGGCGGCCCCGGCUCUGGCCGCUCGGGUUUGCGCCGACGCUCUACAGCCCCAGACAUCCCCAGCCUGGUCGGGGAAGCACCUGGGCCCGAGAGCGGCUCAGAAUUAGAGCCCAACGCUCUGCCCCAUUCGGUGCCUGGGCCUCAGCCUUGGCAGGCGGGCACGGAGGCCGUGGUGCUGCACGCUCAGCAGUAAACAGCCUCGAGGCCGAGCCCUGCUCCCCCCACCUUCCCCUCUCUGCUCCACUGGGAUUUCUUUUUCCCAGGUCCCUCACCUUCCUGGCAGUUUCCUACCCCCAGAUCCUAGCACCUGUCCCUGCUGCCAAGGUGAGAGCUCCCUCAGCCCUCUCUCCGAAACGUACCCCUAUCUUAUUUCUUUUUUGUGCUUGAUGGUAUUCCUUGCCCGAGUCGCUCACCUUUUCUAAAGGCCUGCCGUUCCAGUCCUGGAAGCGAGGAGUAGAAGACUGGAUCCGUAGGCUACAGCUUUCCAGCUGGACCCCCUUCCCUGAGCGCUAAGGCGCACUCCCGCGUCUUUCAGGCUCCUGCCGGGUUUCCUUCCCCUUGCCGGGUUUUCCCACACCCUAGUCAGCCAGCCAGGCAGAAGAGUUGUCCUGUAGAACAAAGGCCUAGCCUCCCCACCCCCCCCCUCCCCCUCCCCCACCCCUCAACCCCUGCCCCCCUACCCCAGUGUUGCUGACAGUAGUGCCCCACAUGACCUAAGUAUCCCUUCCCCUUGUGCUGGAGUGAUGGAGAAGGGGAGCCUGGAGAUGGGCCUCGGAGCCUUUCUGAACGGGAGGGAAGGAGUCUGGAGGUUACAUUUUUAGGGGGAGAAACUCCUGCCUCAAGACAUUGAAAGCAUAGUUUGGGGGUGGGAGGAAUGCUAGUUGUCCCUUGAACCAGCUUCUUCUGCCUCAGCCGGAGGCAGACCCAAGAUUCAACUUCAUCGACAAUGUGGGGUCAUUCCCCGCAUCCCGCUCACGCGCCCCCCUCGCCCCCCCUUGCCCAGCCCAGCUCUGGGCUCUUGAGCCUGUUUCCUCUCACUCUCAGAGGCCUGAAAUGGAAAGGACUUAGCACUUCCCCCGCCCCCACCGCCUCGCAGCUCCCGGUCUUGCACGUGGGUGCUCCCGCAGGGGGGAACGGUUGCGAAGGCUUUGAUUAAUUGUAUUUCUUCCAGUCCUCAAAGAACUCGUGUUUUGAGUCUUUGUAUGUGAAGCAGAAAGCAGCGGGUCUGAUCCGAGGCUUAAGAACCUGACAAUGUCUCUUUAAAUAGAAGCUCCGCGAGGGGGAUAAUUGACUGAAGUGUUUGCCACGUUAAAGGCGGCGGCGCGCGGGAGUCUGAAGCCCACACGAACGGCAGGUCCGGGUUUAAAUUAUAUCAAACUCCUUUGAGAGCUGGAAGAGGGCUGUUAAACGGUUCCUGCUUCUCUCUGGGCCGUUAAUAGAGGGCAGGGUGGAUAAUGGAUGCUAGAGCUCGAGACCAAGGACCCCUGCCUCUGUCCCAAAGCGUGGGAUGCAGGCCCGGCUCAGCUUCAGUACUGGGCAGAUUAGUGAGUCAGAGGCAAUUGCGGAGAGGUGGUUAAAGGCCCUUUCCUAGCCCGGCCCUUCGUCCCCAUCCCUCCCCGCCCCCGCCCUCAUCUUUGUGCCGGCCUAGCGAGAAGGGUCUGGAGGGUCUGGCGAAUCGCGUGCCCUAGGAUCCUGCUGAAGCGCCAGCACACGAACCUGUGUGCCCAGCCCGUGGGGUGGCAGCACGUGGGGAGUUUUUUGUGAACCCCGAAGGUUGAGCGUGCAGCCCUUCAGCUGCCGGCCGUGGGGUCUUUUCAAGACGUCGAUCUAUUCAUCUUUGCAGAACGGAAGGUUUCUCACCAAUAACUCUAGGGGAACUGCCCAGAGCGAGAAUGACCUGUGAUGAGAAAUUGGGCCUGGGGUGAGGGAUGGGUGAUCAGGGUCCGGCCUCGUGUAAGUGUCAGACACCUCCCCAGUGCUUCCACCGCUCCGGGGUCCGCGAGGCCGCGAGGGCCCAGACACUGGACGUGAUCUCUGGUGACCCCUGGUGGCAAAGUUGCGCUCUCGCUGCGCCCAGGCUCGGAGUUCAGCCUUGUGGUUUUAUUUGGAGCCACCGCUGUGUACUUCUCCCUCCCUGUGCACUUACCCAUGGAAUCCUCUUCCUCUUGUAGUGUAUUAAAUCCGGAUACUUGAAGUCAUUUCACAGCAGUGAAGUGAGGGACAAUGAACAAAAAACUCGCAUUUGGAGUAGCAGGAGGCCAGACCCUUUACUUAGGACACCAAGAUCUUCCAGCUUAAGGCUCCAUAUAGAGAGCUCCUGCUGUCUUCUGAGAAACUGGAGCUUCCAACCCGUCCCUUACGAUUUCUGAACCUUGAGACCUGCUGAUUAUGCACUGUUUUCUUCUGAUGUGAUUUGCUUUCGUUUCUGGGGUGUUUUGCCCUUCCCCCAUUUUUCUCUCCCCACAUA
Aethalodelphis obliquidens (Pacific white-sided dolphin) is the source of this 3862-nucleotide messenger RNA. RefSeq names its product ankyrin repeat domain 63 (gene ANKRD63). The coding region runs from base 434 to 1588 and encodes 384 amino acids. Lineage: Eukaryota; Metazoa; Chordata; Mammalia; Artiodactyla; Delphinidae. The transcript has a single exon. Gene Ontology annotation, biological process: cellular response to tumor necrosis factor. Gene Ontology annotation, molecular function: NF-kappaB binding. Gene Ontology annotation, cellular component: cytosol. The record is from RefSeq and is a predicted model, not a curated record.